CCAAGUACUUAGAGGAAGAUAUAAAGGUCCACAUCCAGGAGACCUCCCACUCUUAUCUAUUUGAUUCUACCUGCUUGGUCUCACAGCAGGGUCUGUGUUUCUCUGUUUGUUCGUCAUGUUUUUAGUGGUGACCGUCUUCAGCGUGAUGCUAUGGACUCAGUGUAUCAAUGCUGAUAUUCAGCCACAACAGGACUUUGAUCUACAAAGGUUCUCAGGACAGUGGUAUCGUGUUGGCCUGGCAUAUGACUCGCCAGAAUUUGUGCCAUGGAGAAGUUAUGUGCAGGUCUCCAAUGGGAAUAUAACCUCUGAUAUGGAUGGCAAUGCCAACCUAACCGUAUGGGGGACAGGGUUAAAAGGUUGCAUGUGCCGUGUGUACUACUACCAGAAGACUGACCUCCCAGGCCAGUUCAACUACUUUAGUGACCGUCAUCAGAUAUUGAAGGACAUCACCGUGGUGGAGAGCAAUUACACUGAAUAUGGUCUGGUGGUGAAAUACAAGAAGAUUGUGAAAGAAUUCUCCCAGGUGUCUCUUUAUGGUCGCUCACCAACACUGAGAAAAGAAUUGGUGGAGAGAUUUAGAAACUAUUCUCUGUCUCUGGGCUUCUCUGCAGACUCCAUUCUGACCCCAUUGUUCGUAGAUCCCUGCUCUGAUUGCGGACAUUAAGACCUAACAGCAAACAUUGGUUAAAGAACUCCACACCAUCAUACUGGACCAAGAUAAGAGCGCAUCACCCUUACAUAUCCUGGGUCUUCUGUUUCGCUCUCUGCUUUACAUACAUGUAUUGUACAAUAACACUAUUGAAUACACAGAGAACUGUU
Molecule: messenger RNA, 819 nt
Organism: Salmo salar (Atlantic salmon)
Lineage: Eukaryota; Metazoa; Chordata; Actinopteri; Salmoniformes; Salmonidae
Gene: lcn15
Product: lipocalin 15
Source: RefSeq, a predicted model, not a curated record